AAAAUAAUAAUAUUACAAUCCCCUUCCCUGGAACCUUGGUUGGUCGAUGGUUAGAAUGGCGUAGAUGUUGUUCAUAUAGGACUCACCACUUCAACUGCUAGAAAAUCUCCGUUCUCUGAUCUUUGUAAUUGCCAACAUGGAGAGGCCGAGGAAAAGGGAUACCAAUGCUGCUCUUGCAGCUGCCAUUGUCUUAGUUGCAGAAAUUUUUGUGCUUGCGGCCAUCAUAAAAUAUGUUCCAUACACGAAGAUCGACUGGGAUGCUUACAUGUCACAGGUGGAAGGUUUCAUGGAAGGGGAAAGGAAUUAUGCGGAGCUAAGAGGAGACACAGGGCCCCUAGUCUAUCCUGCGGGUUUUCUCUAUUCCUUCUCCGUCAUUCGCUUUCUUACUGGGGGCGCACUCUUCCCUGCUCAGGUCAUCUUUGGUAUUUUGUAUAUUGUAAACCUUGGAAUUAUUUUGCUGAUCUACACAAAGACUAAUUUGCUUCCAUGGUGGGCUCUCCUCUUGCUUUCUUUGUCAAAAAGAGUUCAUUCAAUUUUUGUUUUACGACUCUUCAAUGAUUGCGUAGCUGUGACUCUUGUUCAUUCUGCAAUUGCCUUGCUCCUGUACAAGCAUUGGUAUCUUGGCUUGAUUAUGUUUAGUGGAGCAGUUUCAGUGAAGAUGAACGUGCUUCUCUAUGCACCUCCUUUGUUAUUACUAAUGCUGAAGGGAAUGAGUACUAAGGGAGUGAUUCUUGCCUCAUUUUCUGCUGCAGCAUUCCAGGUACUAUUGGGGUUUCCGUUUCUUGUGGCAUACCCAUUUGAAUACAUACUAAGAUCCUUCAACCUUGGUCGUGUUUUCAUACAUUUCUGGUCGGUCAAUUUCAAAUUUGUUCCUGAAUCAAUUUUUGUAUCAAAAGCAUUUGCUAUUGCUUUGGUGGUUGUCCAUCUCCUCCUCCUUUUUUUCUUCGCUAGGUGCAAAUGGUGCAGACAUGAAGGAGGCAUUCUUCCAGCAAUAGGUUUAAAAUGUGAUGACAGCAAAUGCAGUACUUUUUUGCAUAAACUUUUUGUCAAAGUCUGGUUUGACAAUUCAAUACCUUGCAAUUUGGAUGCAGAACAUAUCACAACUGUCAUGUUUGUGGGAAAUUUCAUUGGUAUUAUAUGUGCUCGAUCAUUACACUACCAGUUUUAUUCUUGGUACUUCUACAGUUUACCAUUCCUCUUAUGGAAAGCACCAUUUCCAACUCCGUUACGGCUACUUUUAUUCUUUGGAGUAGAAAUUUGCUGGAACAUAUAUCCUUCAAACGCUAUUUCAUCUUUUAUAUUGCUUCUCUUCCAUUUGAUUAUUCUAUGGGGACUUUGGAGGGCCCCUUCAGAAUAUCCUUAUGCUCGGCAUGAAAAGACUGGAAAAGAAGUUUGAUGAACUUUGUCUAUUUCUAUAUUAUGAACAACACUUUCUAGCAUAUUGACAAUGGUUAGAGGGCUCUAACCAUAUAUUUUGACAUUUGUUCAAUUUCAUUCUAAAUUAUUAAAUAUUGGUUUUAAUUCAGAACCAAUAAAGGGAGUGGGAAUGUAUAAUGCUGUGUUACCAGGAGACCAGUCCCUGGAGGUCCGUACCAGUACCGGAGAUGCGUCUCCGGUACCGGAUACUUCUCUGGAAACUUCUUGAUGCAUAAGGUGCUUUUGGCUGCUGCCUUCUGCCAUCUCCGAAGUCUCCCAACUAAAAAUUGACGUCUCCUCCAAGAAAAAUUAGGGCAAAAUGCAGUAAAAAGGCAAAAACAAUAAAGCAAACAAAUAAGAUAAGCUUGCAACAAAGCAAAGUCGUAGGGAAUGGACCAAUAAGGAAACUGUUUCACAGGAAGACAAAAAUCCAUGCAAAGUUAUAGUGAUCAGAUCUAUUGACAGUGUAGACUUUUUGAGAGGACCUAUUUCUUAUCAUUGUAAUAGUCUAAAGAGAAAUCGCCUUUACUAUUUAGCCGACAAUAUUGAGUGUGCUCAACAUCUAUAUUACCUUACUUUCACUAAACAAUUUAGACUGGCUAUGGUAUGAGCAAAAUAAGCAAUUUUAAUUUCAA
This is a messenger RNA of Cryptomeria japonica (Japanese cedar), 2051 nucleotides long. RefSeq names its product dol-P-Man:Man(5)GlcNAc(2)-PP-Dol alpha-1,3-mannosyltransferase. The transcript has 13 exons. The record is from RefSeq and is a predicted model, not a curated record. Bases 137 to 1396 code for a protein of 419 amino acids. NCBI's taxonomy places the organism in Eukaryota, Viridiplantae, Streptophyta, Pinopsida, Cupressales, Cupressaceae. Gene Ontology annotation, molecular function: dol-P-Man:Man(5)GlcNAc(2)-PP-Dol alpha-1,3-mannosyltransferase activity. Gene Ontology annotation, cellular component: endoplasmic reticulum.